This is a messenger RNA of Tarenaya hassleriana, 1206 nucleotides long. Its product is annotated as transcription factor RAX2-like. The coding region runs from base 172 to 1134 and encodes 320 amino acids. NCBI's taxonomy places the organism in Eukaryota, Viridiplantae, Streptophyta, Magnoliopsida, Brassicales, Cleomaceae. The transcript has 3 exons. The record is from RefSeq and is a predicted model, not a curated record.
GUGUUCACAGAACCAGAGGACACACUUUGGUUAUUGUUUUCUCUCUUUGAAAACCAAAACCCACCUCUCUCAGUAUUCGUCACUCUCCUCAAAACAAACAUAUAGAUAAGGAACGUCACAGAGAGAGAGAGAGAGAGAGAGAGAGAGAGAGAGAGAGAGAGAGAGAGAGAGAUGGGGAGAGCUCCAUGUUGUGACAAAGCCAACGUGAAGAAAGGGCCAUGGUGUCCUGAAGAAGAUGCAAAGCUUAAAGAGUACAUAGAGAAACAUGGAACAGGUGGCAAUUGGAUUGCUCUCCCUCAGAAAGCUGGUCUCAAAAGAUGUGGGAAGAGUUGCAGGCUGAGAUGGUUGAACUAUCUGAGACCAAACAUCAGACAUGGAGAUUUCACUGAAGAAGAAGACAGGAUCAUCUGCAGCCUUUUUGCUAGCAUCGGAAGCAGGUGGUCAGUUAUAGCAGCUCAUUUGCAUGGCAGGACUGAUAAUGACAUCAAGAACUAUUGGAACACCAAGCUCAAGAAGAAGCUCAUUGCCUCCAUGGCUCCUCCUCCUCCUCCCCCAGCAUCAUCGUUAUCAUCAACGUCUUCAUCAUCAUCAUCGGCAUCGCCUCUAUCGUCGUCAUCAACAUCGUCAUCAUCAUCACAUUACAAUAACAUGAUCAGUACUACUCUUUCACAGUACCCAUCAAUAUCAAGCCUCCUAAUAUCCAACUCAACAAGUUAUCUCCCACCUCAUGAGGGCACGAUGAUGAGCAUGAUGAUGAUGAUGACAACAAUGAGCCACCACCAUCAUCAUCAAGACAUGGGCAGUUUCAUAAACUCGCCAUACAACAACAGAAACAUCAAUCAUGUAACGAUGAUGGGCCACCAUGAAAACCGAAGUACAAACAGAGGGAUUAUGAUCUGUGAUGGAAGUGGGUCAAGUACAACAAGUACAAUAACAGGAGCUGAGAACAUGGAUCAUAAUGAUGACAAUCACAAUCAUCAUCAUCAUCAUGAAGAGAGAUCAUUAAGUCCAUUGAUUGAAGAUUAUGGCUUGGAGGAGAUCAAGCAACUGGUAAGCAGCAGUUGUGGUAAUGAAAACAACUUGCUUUUGUUUGAUGACAACAAGACAGAAGAUAUGUUCAUGUUGUACUACUGAUUCUGAUUCUGAUUCUUACUUCACCAAUUUGUUUUCUCCCCUUAUUUUAGCGUAUUGGUCCCCAUAUUCUUU